Colletotrichum higginsianum IMI 349063 is the source of this 1212-nucleotide messenger RNA. RefSeq names its product Transmembrane protein UsgS. The coding region runs from base 1 to 1212 and encodes 403 amino acids. The transcript has 4 exons. Lineage: Eukaryota; Fungi; Ascomycota; Sordariomycetes; Glomerellales; Glomerellaceae. The record is from RefSeq and is a predicted model, not a curated record.
AUGGCGACCGCUGAGAAGCGCAAGUCGCUCGGCAAGCUCGACAAGCAGCUCGAUGAACAGCUUGACAAGCUUCCCUUCGACAAGGAGAGGUUGAAGCAGGAAUUUGACUUGUCCCACUUCGAUUUGAACCAAAUCCUGCGCGGCAUCCAGUUGACGCUGGUAGGAGUGCUAAUGCCGACUGCCGUCAAAGCUCACCGGGCGCUACAGAAUCCUGCUUUGUUCACCUCGGACCAUUACCGACAGGCCGGCAUCGCCGUCUUGAGCGGCCUCGCCAUCCGUCUUGUCAUUUCUAUUCCCAUCAUUGGCGUAAGAGUUCUUCUUUGGACUCUCUCACUGUUUGUGAGCCUGGACCAUGUCACCUGGGACGAUCAGAUCGUCGGGGGUCUCAACUUCAUUGAGGAAUACGUGCUGCAGGUCCCCUUCUUCCUGAUGGCCCUGAUGCGCUACGUCACGCCAACUCUCGACAACAUGUUCAUGGACUCGCUGAACUGGGUCGACAAGACAUACGUCCACAAGCACAAGAACGAGGACCCCGAUAAGCUACGAGACAUGUAUUAUCCCAACCUGAGGACGUACAAGGUCAGCGACGGCAGCACUCACACGACAAGCACCGCCGAGGCCAUCAGCAUGUUUUUGUACCGCUUUGCUAGGAAAGGCGCCAUCUCCCUCGCUGUUUUCGCUCUGUCCUAUCUUCCCUUCGUGGGCCGAUUCGUGUUGCCUGCAGCCAGUUUCUACACAUUCAACAAGGCGGUUGGUCUGGGGCCAGCUUCUCUCAUCUUUGGAACGGGUAUUUUCUUGCCCAAGCGUUACAUUGUCAUCUUCCUGCAGAGCUACUUUGCCUCGAGAAGUCUGAUGAGGGAGCUGCUAGAGCCUUACUUCUCCCGCGUCCAUUUCACCAAGGAGCAGAAGAAGAACUGGUUCCGCAACCGUGAGGGUAUCUUAUUUGGCUUUGCCAUUGGCUUUUACACCCUGAUCAAGAUCCCCCUUGUCGGGGUCCUGAUCUACGGCAUUGCUGAGGCAUCGACGGCGUACCUGAUUACCAAGAUCACGGAUCCCCCCCCGCCUGCCACUGAGAGGGUUGCUUUUGCCGAGAGCCAACAAGAGUGGACCAACAAGCACGAGUUCCUCAACCUGUCGCUGAGCGAGAUGGAUGCUAUCCAUCUCAAAUCUCGCCCCCCGAAUUCUACAGGGGACACUCAAAAACACGAGUAA